Messenger RNA from Drosophila nasuta, 764 nucleotides. RefSeq lists its product as uncharacterized. Lineage: Eukaryota; Metazoa; Arthropoda; Insecta; Diptera; Drosophilidae. The record is from RefSeq and is a predicted model, not a curated record. The transcript is spliced from 2 exons. The coding region runs from base 77 to 451 and encodes 124 amino acids.
CCGAAUUUUGUCAUUUGGAGUCAUUGCAUUUCGAGGAUAUAAACGCCAUUGGUGGUUGGAGAAUAGACGCAUCAACAUGGCAGACAAUAAUGAGACAGUGUCGCUAACGCCACCGGAUGCACGGCGAAUAUUUUUGAAAGAAUUAAAACGUCGUAUUAUUAAAGCACGCAGUGCCCAAACGGUUGGUUGGCUGGAGCAACACUUAGAGAAUGCAACCGAUUCAGUCUUGGCACAAAUCGAUGAUAAAUUGAACACGUUGAACACGUUCCUGCUAAGAAAAAAUAGCAUAUUGAUUGAUGCUCAGCAGCAGCAGGAAACCACCGUUGUAUACGCGCUGACUGGAAAUGAAGAGAACAUCAAAAAUAUGAUCGAUAGAGAUGCUGACGCAGCAACGCUGCGAUCCGCAAAAAUGGCAGGCAAAGCGAAUGCAAUUGCAGCUCCAUUGACAUGAGAUUCACCUCGCUGCUGUUUGAACUGGAACUGGAAGUGCUGCUGCACUUUCUGCUUAAAAGUUUCCUUUGGCAUCGUUAAUUUGAUAUAGCGCAAGCGAAUUUCACAAUAUUAGUGAUGGAAGAUGCUCCAAUAUAGGUGUGAACUUUUGAGGGAAGUUGUUCGAUACAAGUAAAUAUCGAUAUUUUGUCGAGAGAAAUACAUUUUUAACAUUACAGACGUUAAAUUCAAUUUAAACAUCUCUAAAAUUUGAAGAAAACUAAACUAAAAAAAAGCUGCUUAACUUUGCUCAAAAAGCCAGAAUUCCCGCUGCC